Polistes dominula (European paper wasp) is the source of this 2638-nucleotide messenger RNA. RefSeq lists its product as uncharacterized. Lineage: Eukaryota; Metazoa; Arthropoda; Insecta; Hymenoptera; Vespidae. Gene Ontology annotation, molecular function: serine hydrolase activity; protein binding; lipase activity. Gene Ontology annotation, biological process: lipid catabolic process. The record is from RefSeq and is a predicted model, not a curated record.
AAAAUAAAAAAAGGGUAGAGGGGAAAAAGAUUUAUCGUCAAAAACAUAUUUGAAUAUAAUAAUAAAGGAAAAUAGUGGAAAAGACAUCGUGCAGAAUAGGAAGAAGACAUGUCCGCGAUGUCGCGGGGUCCGCCCCGCGCUCGCGGACCCACACGGAUCAUCGAGAGGACGACGCCUAAUCUUGGAAGUGGAAGAACAAGAGGAAUCAUCGUCAAUAAUAUUGUCAACAUUAAAUUCGUCCUCUUGGUUAUUCUCGUCACUGUACUCACGCCCACGGUCAUUUCCGAGAAAAGUAAAGAAUAUCAGAUGAGCGAUAUUUGUAAGAAAUAUUUCAUGCGAGAUCUCUACAGAAAAAUAGACGGUGCAGUAUUAACCUCUAAACACGAACGUGAGCUCGAUUGUGCAAUCACCUUUCAAACGCACAGCAUUCUUCAACGUUUCAUGCUACGAUUUGAUCAACUUCAACUUGAUUGUAAUGAUCAUCUUUACAUCUACGAUGGUGCACACGCGGUUGGUAGUUAUAAGGCUGACCUGUCCUGCAGAAACACGAAGAACAGCGUUGGUGCGAUUUAUACUCGUACCAACUUCGUGACGUUGAGAUACGUCACCGACGCCUGGGGUACCAACAUGAAUGGCUUCCGUCUCGUCAUCACUGCCGUCAAGGAUCCUAAACACACCUGCAAGGAUUUUCGUUGUACUCAAAACGAAUUUUGCAUAGAAACGGAUCUACUUUGUGACGGUGUCAAUCAUUGUGGCGAUGGUUCCGAUGAAGCAACCUCCACUCUCUGUGCCAAUUCCGAGGCAUCGACGAUCCUGGGCAUGCAAACGACCUGGUUCGCAGCUGCCUUCGUUUUCUUGCUCCUGUUUAUGACUGGUCUGAUUACAACAGCAGUUUUCUGCUUUUGUAGACAACGAGCCUCGACCCCGAGGCACCCCCAUAACGCGCACAAUGCUCAGACUCACCCCCCUGUCAGCUUCCCAUGGAUUCGAAGCUCGUUGUGGAGGUGCGCUCGAUACGUGAUUAUCCAUCGUGAAGUUUCCCUGAGCAGUUACAAGGAACAACACGUUUCACUGUGGACAGUUUCGUCGCGAAGCUCGUACGACAAAGUCUUACACUUGCUACCAUCUCUGUUACUCUUCUUACAUUUCAAAGAGGACAACACGAAGAAUAAGAAGAAAGAUCAAGCUAAAAAUAAUAAGAAGAAGGUUGAAGAAGAAGAAGAAGAAGAAGAAAAGCUAAAGAAGAAAAAGAAUAAAAACAACAUUAACGAAGAAGAAGAAGAAGGGGGAGGAUAUAUAACUGGAGAAGUCUUCAGUAGUAUCAACAACAACAACAGCAGCAAUUUCUUCUUCCUCUUUUUCUUUUUCUUUUUCUUCUCAAGUUUGAAGAAACUUGGAUCAAUGAGAAGAAAAUCUUGGAAGAUGACGUCUCACGAGAAUACCACUACUGUUAAUACAACAAAAAAUAGAUAUAAUCUAAUGAACACAUUGUUAACAAUUACAGUAUUGUUUUUAAUCGUGUCAAUUAAUAAGAUCGAAGCUGUCCAAGACUAUAACAAUAUAGUGGUCGGUAAUGUUGACAAUGACAUUAGCAAGGAUUACUUCAUAGGACCUUGUUUAGUGAACACCAAUCAAACCUGUCCAGACGACGAAGUGACGUUCUUUUUAUAUACUAGAAAAAAUCUAUAUAAAGGACAACGUAUAGUUGUAUCAGAUACCGAUUCGAAUCUAGACGACACUAACUUCGAUUCAUCUAAUCCAACAAAGAUCAUAGUUCACGGUUAUAAUUCUGAUAUGCAAUUGAGUAGUUUGAUAGAUGUUAGAGAUGAAUAUUUGAAAAAAGGCGAAUACAAUUUGAUUGCCAUCGACUGGCAUAGGUUAGCAGUUGGACCAUGUUAUCCGAUAGCUGUUCACAAUGUUCAACACGUUGGCGAAUGUCUCGCACAAUUAAUACGAAGAUUAGAGUUUCACGGUGCCAAGGAUUUACACGUCAUUGGGUUCAGUUUGGGAGCACACGUGCCUGCAUUCUCAGCUAAUUAUCUUAAACCUUAUCAAUUGGACAGGAUAACUGGAUUGGAUCCAGCAAUGCCGUUAUUCGUAACGGCUAAUGCACAAGAGAAAUUAGAUCCUACGGAUGCUAAUUUCGUUGACGUAUAUCAUACUAAUGCUUUUAUUCAAGGCAAAGUUGAGCCAUGCGGUCAUAUUGAUUUUUAUAUGAACGGUGGUAUUAAUCAACCCGGUUGUUGGGAAAACGGAAAUCCGUUCGGUUGUAAUCAUCAUCGAUCCGCUGAAUAUUUUGCCGAAUCCAUUAACUCGAAUAAUGGUUUUUGGGGUUGGCCUUGUCCAGGUUUUUUUUCCUACCUUUUGGGUCUGUGCCCACCGAGAUAUCCUGCUGUUUUAGCUGGGGAUCGGGUUAAUAGGAAAUUUAAAGGAUUUCAUCUCGUUAAAACUAAAUCAACUAGUCCUUAUGCGGAAGGAAUGUUUGUUGUUGAUCCUCAGGAUGUUGCUUACAAAAAAAAUAUUAUCGUUUAAGUCAUUUAACACAUAUGAAAUCAGUAAUGCAAUUCCAUGUAACGUUUUCAUACGUUAUUUCAAAAUUUUAUAAUCAAAUGUUACUGACGUAAUUCUACGUUAUUAA